UAAAAAAAUGCAGACCAAACCUGCGUGGAAUUCAUUGUGUUCAAGAAAUAUGAUAUUUAAAUAUACAACUCUCAUCACUAUGAUAUAAUCAUGCAUAAUAUAAACAAAGUUUGGUUGGGAUUACUCAUUCAAGCCCACCAUCACCCAACCAACUCUGCAAAUUUUUUACCUUUUUUUGUUAUACUUUUCUCUCUUAGUGGUCUGUGUGAACUGGGUUUUCAAGCAAUUUCAAUGGCUUGCUACAUCGUUCUUGCAAUCUUUUGAAAUGGGUAAGUGUCUUUUUUCCCAUUAAAACACAUUCCUUGUAAGUUGAAGCAGUGUGGUUUGCUUAGUUAUGGUAGAGUUUGGGUUGUUUAGUUUCUUGCCAGUGCUGUUUUUGUGCUUUUCUUUUUCCAUUCACAAUGUUUGUUCACUGAGCUCUGAUGGGGUCACUUUGCUUUCACUCCUGAGGCAAUGGGAUUCUGUUCCUCCUUCAUUAAAUUCAAGCUGGAAAGCUUCUGAUUCCACUCCUUGUUCAUGGGUAGGAAUCGGAUGUGACAAUACUAGCACCCAUGUAUUAUCCUUAAAUCUCUCUAGUUAUGGCAUUUCUGGCCAAAUUGGAUCUCAAAUAGGUCGCUUGAGCCAUUUACAAACUCUUGAUUUUAACUUGAAUAGCUUCUCUGGGUCGAUUCCCUCAGAGUUGGGGAACAUUCCUUUUCUUGAGACCCUCAUCCUAGAUUCCAACACUCUCACUGGAGAGAUACCCAAAAACCUAAACAAAUUGCAAAACUUAAGGUAUCUUAGCUUUUUUGACAACUCUCUGUCUGGUGAAAUACCUGAAUCCUUGUUUGAGAUUCCAACCUUAGAAGAAGUAUAUCUAAUGAAUAACAAGUUGAAUGGCUCAAUCCCUUCAAAUGUUGGGAACAUGAGCAACCUUGUAAUGCUUUAUUUACAUAGCAACCAGUUAUCUGGUUCUAUUCCUUCAUCCAUUGGGAACUGUAGUAUGUUGAAGGAGCUUGCUUUGAAUGAGAACCAACUAACUGGGGUUUUGCCAGAUAGCUUGAGCAACCUCAAGAGCCUUGAAUAUUUACAUGUUGGCAAGAAUGGUCUUGUGGGUAGAAUUCCUCCGGGAUUGGGUAGUUGCAAGAGCUUGUCUUUCUUGGACUUGUCAUGGAAUAGUUUCAAUGGAGGUCUUCCUUCAAGUUUAGGCAAUUGUACCAGUUUAUAUGGCAUUGCUGCUACUCAUAGUAACUUAGUGGGCAAUAUUCCUUCUUCCUUUGGGCAACUACUUAAGCUUUCUGUUCUUUAUCUUUCUGAAAACCAUUUAUCUGGGAAUAUACCACCUGAGCUUGGGAAACUUAGAUUGUUGACAGUGUUAGAGUUGUAUACAAACCAACUUGAGGGUGAAAUUCCCAGCGAGUUGGGGUUUCUGACUGAGUUGCAGUACCUUGGGCUGUUUAACAACCGAUUAACCGGAGAAAUCCCACUUAGUAUAUGGAAGAUUCCUUCCCUUCAGCAUGUCCUUGUUUAUAAUAACAGUCUUUCUGGGGAGCUACCUUUGGAGAUGACUCAGCUGAAGCAACUCGAAAACAUAACAUUGUUUCACAACAAGUUUUCUGGAGCCAUACCUCAAGACUUGGGGAAACACAGCAGAUUAGUGAUGUUAGAUGUUACUGAUAAUAAGUUCAGCGGUGAAAUACCCUCAAAUCUUUGCCAUGGAAAGAAAUUGAGGGUGCUGAACCUGGGUGGUAAUCAAUUUCAAGGUAGCAUACCAUCUCAUGUGGGAAGUUGUUCGAGUCUCAGGAGACUGCUUCUCUGGCAAAAUAACUUCACAGGGGCUCUUCCAGAGUUUGCAAAGAAUUCAGACCUUUUGUUCUUGGAUAUCAGAAUGAACAGAUUAUCAGGAUCAGUUCCACCAAGCUUGGGAAACUGUGCCAACCUCAGUUCUAUUGAUCUCUCCAUGAAUAUGUUAACUGGAUCCAUCCCAUCAGAGCUUGGAAACCUUAAACUCCUUCAGAGUUUGAUUCUUUCACACAACAAUUUGGUGGGGUUUUUGCCAUCUCAGCUUUCAACCUGCACCCAGUUAAGUGUGUUUGAUGUUGGGUUCAAUUCAUUGAAUGGUUCCAUUCCAUUCAGUUUUAGGAGCUGGACAGAGUUAUUCUCUUUGACUUUAAGUGAAAACCGUUUCACAGGCGGUAUUCCACUGUUUCUGUCUGACUUUAAAAAACUUUCAGUACUAGAACUUGGUGGAAAUCUUCUGGGUGGACAGAUUCCUGCAGUUCUUGGAGCAUUCGAAAAUCCGUUUUCCUUGUUGAACCUCAGCAAUAAUGGUUUGACUGGGGAACUUCCUUUAGAAAUAGGAAAGGUUAGUCUUGAGAAUUUGGAUAUAUCUCAUAACAACUUGACUGGAAGUUUAACAGCUCUUCAAAACAUGCUUUCAUUGCUGAAGAUCAAUAUCUCAUACAAUGAUUUCACCGGUGAAGUACCAGAAAAUUUGAUGAAGUUGCUGCAAUCGUCUCCAUCUUCAUUUGUGGGCAAUUCUGGUCUUUGUGUCCGUUGUCUUGUAUCAAAUAACUCAACUUGCACCAGAAACAGCAUUUUACGGCUAUGUGACUCUCAUUCAAGGAAAAGAAAUGGCUUAAGUAAAGUAGAAAUAGCAAUGAUUUCACUUGGCUCCAUUGCUCUUUUUGUUCUACUGGGAUUGGUUUGCAUGUUUUUCUUAUGUAGAAGGCGAUCAAAGCAGCAGGCAAUAAGGUUCUCUUCACCAGGACAAUCUUCAUUACUAAGCAGAGUGAUGGGAGCCACAGAAGAUCUAAAUGACAAGUAUAUAAUAGGGAGAGGAGCCCAUGGAACUGUUUAUAAAGCCUCAAUGGGUCCAGAUGAAGUUUUUGCUGUAAAGAAGCUUCUGAAUGUGGGGUACAAAGAAGGAAGUGUCAGUAUGGUUAGAGAAACCGAAACUCUUGGGAAUAUCAAGCAUCGAAAUCUGGUUAAAAUAGAAGAUUUCUGGUUAAGAAAAGACUAUGGUUUAAUCCUGUAUAGGUACAUGGAAAAUGGUAGCCUUCAUGAUGUUUUACAUGACACUGAUCCACCAGUAACUCUAGACUGGAGUGUUCGUUAUAACAUAGCGGUUGGAACUGCGCAUGGAUUGGCCUAUCUCCAUUUUGACUGUGAUCCUGCUAUUGUUCACCGAGACAUCAAACCGAGAAACAUACUCUUGGAUGCUGAUAUGGAGCCACAUAUUGCUGAUUUUGGUAUUGCCAAGCUCUUAGACCAGUCAUCCACCUUAGCAACAACAUCCAUCGCAGUUGCUGGUACCAUUGGCUACAUUGCACCAGAAAAUGCAUACACAAAGAGUAAGAGCAUGGAGUCAGACGUGUACAGUUAUGGGGUAGUUUUGCUUGAGAUUUUAACCAGAAAGCAGGCAUUGGAUCCAUGUUUUAGAGAGGAAACUGACAUUGUAGGUUGGGUUAGAUCCUUGUUGAGCAAAGGUGCAGAAGAACUCAUCAAUGAGAUUAUUGAUCCAAGCCUUGGGAAGGAACUGUUUGAUUUGGCUAUUAAAGAACAAGUUAUUGAAGUUCUUAUGGUGGCUUUGAGAUGCACUGAAAGGGAUCCCAACAAGAGACCCUCAAUGAGAGAUGUUGUCAAGCAACUCUUAGAUAUCUAUCCCCGCCGUACACAAAGCUUGAAAACUUAGCUCUUUCAAAGUUUGGAGUUUCAUUCCAAACUUUUAACUAAUAUAAAUAUAGGAAAUGACUACAAGGCAUCCCCUGUUUUUGUAACACCUGUGUAUUUUUUUUUUAUUUCGGUACCUGAAUAGAUAUAAUUCCAAUUUUUUUUUUAUAUGACGGUGUACAUUGUAGGUAUUUAGAAUAUCCUGCAAAUUUUUAAGAAAUUCUGAAUAGUUUACAAAGCCGAAAACAAAAUUUAAACUGUCAAAUUUUACACGCGUACACAAAAAAACAGGCACGCGUGCAACAAACAGUUUAGACCCUGUUUCGGUACCAUAAUUUAUUCAGAAUUUCUUGAAAAUUUGUAAGAUGUUGUAGAUAACUAUAAUGUACAGUGUAUACCAUCAUAUAAAAACUUUUGAGAUUAUAACUAUUUAGGUGCCGAAAUAGAAAAAAGAUGCACUGGUGUUGCAAAAAAAAAGAUGUGUUAUAGUCGCUCCUUAUAAAUAUAUAUACAUAAUGUGUCUAAUUGUAUUAGUAACUAACUUUUAUGCAAUAUUUAAUCAUUUCUUGUCUU
Molecule: messenger RNA, 4224 nt
Organism: Humulus lupulus (European hop)
Lineage: Eukaryota; Viridiplantae; Streptophyta; Magnoliopsida; Rosales; Cannabaceae
Product: receptor-like protein kinase
Exons: 2
Coding region: 335-3673 (1112 amino acids)
Biological process (GO): hormone-mediated signaling pathway; protein phosphorylation
Cellular component (GO): plasma membrane
Molecular function (GO): protein binding; ATP binding; protein kinase activity
Source: RefSeq, a predicted model, not a curated record